Messenger RNA from Chrysochloris asiatica (Cape golden mole), 654 nucleotides. RefSeq names its product ubiquitin-conjugating enzyme E2C (gene UBE2C). The record is from RefSeq and is a predicted model, not a curated record. NCBI's taxonomy places the organism in Eukaryota, Metazoa, Chordata, Mammalia, Afrosoricida, Chrysochloridae. Bases 115 to 654 code for a protein of 179 amino acids. The transcript is spliced from 6 exons.
CUGAUUGGCCGGCGCUGCCAGAGAGUUACAAUUCAAACGCGGGCGGGCGGGCCCACUGGCCUGCAGUUGCAGUCGUGUCUUUCUAGUUCCUGGUUCUCUAAUAUCGCCGACCGAAUGGCCUCCCAGAACCGCGACCCAGCCGCAGCCAGCGUCGUCGCCGCCCGGAAAGGGGCUGAGCCCAGCGGGGGCGCUGCCCGGGGCUCCGUGGGCAAGAGGUUACAGCAGGAGCUGAUGACCCUCAUGAUGUCUGGUGACAAAGGCAUUUCUGCCUUCCCUGAAUCAGACAACCUUUUCAAGUGGGUGGGGACCAUCCAUGGAGCAGCUGGCACAGUAUAUGAAGACCUGAGGUACAAGCUCUCCCUCGAGUUCCCCAGUGGCUACCCUUACAACGCGCCCACAGUGAAGUUCCUCACGCCCUGCUACCACCCCAACGUGGACACUCAGGGUAACAUCUGUCUAGACAUCCUGAAGGACAAGUGGUCUGCCCUCUAUGAUGUCAGGACCAUCCUCCUCUCAAUCCAGAGCCUGCUAGGAGAACCCAAUAUUGAUAGCCCUUUGAACACACAUGCUGCCGAACUCUGGAAAAACCCCACAGCCUUUAAGAAAUACCUGCAGGAAACCUACUCAAAGCAAGUCUCCAGCCAAGAGCCCUAA